AUGCGUGAGAUCAUUAGCCUCAACGUCGGUCAGGCGGGUUGCCAGAUCGCCAACGCCUGCUGGGAGCUCUACUGCCUCGAACAUGGCAUCCAGCCUGAUGGAUACCUGACCGACGAGCGCAAGCGCGCGGAUCCCGAUCAGGGGUUCAGCACCUUCUUCUCCGAGACAGGUCAGGGAAAGUAUGUUCCUCGUACUAUUUACUGCGAUCUCGAGCCCAACGUCGUCGACGAGGUCCGCUCUGGUACCUACCGCAGCCUCUUCCACCCCGAGCAGAUGAUCACCGGUAAGGAGGAUGCGUCCAACAACUACGCCCGCGGCCACUAUACCGUGGGCAAGGAGCUUAUCGACCAGGUCUUGGACCGAAUUCGCCGAGUCGCCGACGGCUGCGCCGGUCUCCAGGGCUUCUUGAUCUUCCACUCGUUCGGCGGUGGUACUGGUUCCGGCUUCGGUGCGUUGUUGAUGGAGCGUCUCUCCGUCGACUACGGCAAGAAGAGCAAGUUGGAGUUCUGCGUAUACCCUGCUCCGCAGACCGCCACGUCGGUCGUCGAGCCUUACAACUCUAUCCUCACUACCCACACCACUCUCGAGCACUCUGAUUGCUCCUUCAUGGUCGACAACGAGGCUAUCUACGACAUCUGCCGCCGGAAUCUUGGCCUCGAGCGUCCUAACUACGAGAACCUGAACCGCUUGAUCGCUCAAGUCGUGUCGUCCAUCACUGCCUCCCUCCGAUUCGACGGCUCGCUAAAUGUCGACCUCAACGAGUUCCAGACUAACCUGGUUCCUUACCCGCGUAUCCACUUCCCCCUCGUCGCCUAUGCGCCAGUUAUCUCGGCCGCCAAGGCUGCCCACGAGGCCAAUUCGGUCCAGGAGAUGACGAUGUCCUGCUUCGAGCCCUACAACCAAAUGGUCAAGUGUGACCCUCGUCACGGCAAGUACAUGGCGACUUGCUUGCUAUAUCGGGGUGACGUCGUCCCCAAUGACGCACACGCCGCCGUGGCUACGCUCAAGACCAAGCGCACCAUUCAAUUCGUCGACUGGUGCCCGACCGGAUUCAAGCUUGGUAUCUGCUUCCAGCCCCCUCAGUUCGUCCCCAACGGCGACUUGGCCAAGGUUAACCGUGCUGUCUGUCUGCUUUCCAACACAACCGCUAUCGCCGAGGCGUGGUCCGCCUUGUCGACCAAGUUCGAUCUCAUGUACUCGAAGCGCGCGUUCGUCCACUGGUAUGUUGGCGAGGGUAUGGAAGAAGGUGAAUUCUCAGAGGCGCGUGAGGAUCUCGCUGCCCUGGAGCGCGACUACGAGGAGGUUGCCACCGACUCGCUCGAGUUGGAAGGGGAGACCGAGGCUGAGUACUAA
Durotheca rogersii is the source of this 1353-nucleotide messenger RNA. RefSeq names its product tubulin alpha chain. Gene Ontology annotation, biological process: nuclear division; mitotic cell cycle; microtubule cytoskeleton organization. Bases 1 to 1353 code for a protein of 450 amino acids. The transcript has 7 exons. Gene Ontology annotation, molecular function: structural constituent of cytoskeleton; GTP binding. NCBI's taxonomy places the organism in Eukaryota, Fungi, Ascomycota, Sordariomycetes, Xylariales, Xylariaceae. Gene Ontology annotation, cellular component: spindle; nucleus; microtubule. The record is from RefSeq and is a predicted model, not a curated record.